AUUUUUAUAUAGUCUGGAUAUGAGUCCUUUUGUCAGUUACAUGUAUUGUGAACAUCUACUCUGUGACUUUGUCUUUUAAUGAUGUCUUUUCAUGACUGGAAAGUCACAUACAUCUUAAUUUUAAUGUAGACAUCAAUCAUUCCUUCUAUAAUUAACUUUUGGAAAAAUGUGUAAGUAAUCUUUUCUAACCCCAGACAGAUUAAGGUACUCUCCUAUGUUAUCUAGUAAAAUCUUCAUAGUUUUACCUUUCAUAUUUAGGUCUAUAAUUCUCUUUUAAUUCAAAUCUGCAUAAAAUGUGAAGAACAGAUUUUCUUUCUUUUUUAAAAUAAAGAUACCAAUUUUUGGCUGAGUGCUGAGACCAAGGACUAAAGCUGGGAGACUGAAAAAAUGCAGACCACUGGGGCACUGUUCAUUUCUCCAGCUCAGAUCCACUGUUGCACCAGGGGUCUAAUCAGGCCUGUGUCUGCCUCCUUCUUGAAUAGUCCAGAGAAUUCAUCUAAACAGCCUUCCUACAGCAGCUCCCAACUCCAGGUGGCCAGACAGGAGUUCCAGACCACUGUUGUUGUCUCCUGGGACAUUGACACAGCAACCAAGUUUAUCGGUGCUGAGGCAGCCACAGUUGGUGUGGCUGGUUCAGUGGCUGGCAUUGGAAUUGUGUUUGGCAGCUUGAUCAUUGGCUAUGCCAGGAACCCGUCUCUCAGGCAGUAGCUCUUCUCCUAUGCCAUUCUGGGUUUUACCCUGUCUGAGGCCAUGGGGGGGCUCUUCUGUUUGAUGGUCACCUUCCACAUCCUCUUCACCGUGUGAAGCUCCAUGGGGGCCACCUGUCCAUCCCUGCUGCUACGACUCCAUGCCAUUCCUGAUGCUGGGGUCUGCUAAGCUUUUACCAUUAAACACAA
Messenger RNA from Macaca mulatta (Rhesus monkey), 896 nucleotides. RefSeq names its product ATP synthase, H+ transporting, mitochondrial Fo complex, subunit C1 (subunit 9)-like. Gene Ontology annotation, biological process: proton transmembrane transport; proton motive force-driven ATP synthesis. The record is from RefSeq and is a predicted model, not a curated record. Gene Ontology annotation, molecular function: proton transmembrane transporter activity. NCBI's taxonomy places the organism in Eukaryota, Metazoa, Chordata, Mammalia, Primates, Cercopithecidae.